UGUUUUCUAUACGUACGUGGUGGUGAAUGGAUGGAUCAAUAAUAAACUUUCAUUCGUUAUGCCUGUUGUUAGCCUAACCUGUUAAGUUAAAUUUUGUGUACAUUUUGCCGAGUUUAUUGAAUUAUUAAACAAUGGCAACCAAUGGGUUGAUGUCCCGAUUAAGGCAAUUCGAUGCUUAUCCUAAAACAUUAGAAGAUUUCAGGGUUAAAACCUUCGGUGGAGCUGCAGUGACACUGCUCAGUGGUUUCCUGAUGUUUAUACUCUUCAUUUCUGAACUCAACUUUUAUCUUUCAAAAGAGGUUAUACCAGAGUUGUAUGUUGAUGCAAGUCGUGGAGAGAAGUUAAGAAUUAACAUGGAUUUAAUUUUUCCCAAAAUGCCAUGUGCCUAUCUAAGCACGGAUGCAAUGGAUAUAUCAGGAGAACAGCAACUUGAUGUAGAGCAUAAUUUGUAUAAAAUACGCCUGGAUAGCAAGGGCAAGAAAAUCUCGGAAACUGCAGAGAAGCAUGAUCUUGGUGAUGGAGCGGCUGAACAAGAAGAUGAAGAAAAAAAGGAAAAUCUUGAGAAGGAAAAACUGGACCCUAAGAGAUGUGAAAGUUGUUAUGGUGCAGAGACUAAGGAUUUAAAGUGUUGCAAUAGCUGUGAUGAUGUGCGUGAGGCCUAUAGACGGAAAGGCUGGGCCUUCAACAACCCAAAGGGAAUUGUUCAAUGUGAAAGGGAAGGCUGGUCAGAUAAGAUGGUAGCUCAGAAGGAUGAAGGCUGUAAUGUAUUUGGAUAUUUAGAAGUUAACAAGGUUGCUGGUAAUUUUCACUUUGCACCUGGUAAGAGCUUUCAACAACACCAUGUGCAUGUUCAUGACCUGCAGCCAUUUUCAGGAAGCAAGUUCAACACAACACAUUAUAUACAAAGUUUAUCCUUUGGUAUGGAAUAUCCUGGAAUGGAAAAUCCAUUGGAUGGAUUAAAAGUUACAGAUGUUAAAGGCUCUACAAUGUACCAGUACUAUGUUAAAGUUGUGCCUACAACAUACACAAACGUAAACGGGCAAACGACAAGAACAAAUCAAUAUUCUGUUACUAAACAUGAAAAGCAAGUAUCAACAAGUGUUGUCAGUAGUGAACAAGGGUUGCCAGGAGUGUUCCUUCUGUAUGAACUAUCACCCCUCAUGGUCAAGUACACUGAAAAAAGUAGGUCUUUCAUGCAUUUCCUUACAGGAGUAUGUGCAAUUAUUGGAGGAAUUUUCACUGUUGCAGGUUUGAUUGAUUCUAUGAUUUACCAUUCAGCAAAAGCAAUACAAAAGAAGAUUGAUCUUGGGAAAGCAUUAUAGUACAUUGCCACUCACCACAUGCCUCAUAAAUUUAACUGCUCAUUUAAAAAAUAUUCAGCCUUAAUUUAUGAUUAUGAUUUUUUUUUUCGUUUUCAUUUACUAUUUUCUUUCCACUCCAGGAAUCAUCUUUAAGUUUUUGAUGGUUGGAUGGGUGGGUUGGUUGGUUGGUUGGUGGCGGAGUGUCUAUAUUGAACAUUAAUUAACAUGCUGUAAGGGCUAACUGUAUUACACACUCAAUAGCCACCAUAAUGACCUAGGAUAAAAUAACUUUUAUUUAUCCACAAAGGGAAACUCAUUUGCUUGUCAAAUUUUAAAGAAAAUAUAUUUAUGUAUAUAUUCAGUAUCAUGGUUUUUACAAGGACCAGUUCCAGUACUACUACUUCCAAUUAUUCAAUAUACUCUUAUUCCUGUAGAAGGCGGGAGAAAAGUAACUUUAAUCUAUCAGUGUACUAGAAUUUUUUUGUAGUACAGUAAAGGCCUAUUACAUAAUUUUAAGACUAAUAGUUAUUAUAGUAACACUUUCUAUACCGUAUUUAUUGGAAUAAACGCCCCUCAUUGAAUACAUGCCCCCCUCAAAUUAAUUCCCACUCCAGCCCCUCAUUUUGAGUACCGUAAACACCUUGGGGCGUUCAUUUUAUCUCGUAUAAACUCUCCAAGUGACUGUAAACAAAACUAGUGGAAGCAACAUUGUUCUUAACACAUUCUAUUACUUUUCUACUUGGAGUAGAAUUACAUUUUUUCUAUCCUGUUUGGUAUAAAUAAUUCUUUAUUAUCACACAAUAACAUAUUCUCAACUUUUGUUUAAUAAUGUGUUGAAGUUCCACAUUUAUAUUGGGCGUAUAUUUGAGUAUCAAUUUUACACCAAAAAAAUUAAUACCUCUCAAAUUUAGUCCCCCUCAAAAACCCUUCUCAACAAUAAACACCAAAUAAAUAUGAUAAUUAUUUUUCUUUCACUUUUACAUUGGCUGUACAUGGAUUAAAAUUUUUGAUCUAAAACGUUUGUAAAUUAGUGAAAACAGAAUUGCUUAGAUAUGCCUGAUUGGCGAUUGAUAAAUUUUUGAUCUUUUUAAAAGAGAAUCUCCUUUUAUAAAGGAUUUUGUAGGAUUUUUUUAGAUUUUAUUUCAGAUUAUAUGCCUAUAUCUUAAAGCUGAUGGAGUAGGGAUUAUGUCUUAUAAAUAUUUACGUCCAAUGCUAUAUUCAAUGCAUUUAUUACAGCAUUGAAACAAUUCAACAGCUUCAAUUUUUAAGGGUGGAUGAUUUUUUUUUAUUUGCCAGAAAUUCUGAACCUGAGCUACAUUUUAAGCUCAUUUUUCUAUUUAAUAAGCCUUUUUCAAUUAAUAAAUUAUAGUUAAUAGUUAUGCGAUAUUGCUUCAAAUUUAUUAUUUAAUUUAUAGUUAUUUGUUUUUUGUUUGUUAAUAUAAAUGCUGUACACCACGUAGCCGGAGUCCCAGGCCCUAAAUUUGGGUUACUCACUUUUUAUUGCGCAUAGUGCGCGCCAUACCACAUUUAAAUGUCGUCCUCUGAAUUACUGGUGUAAUGAGAAUGAGAAAAAAAAAUAAGGGACACUACGUAGAAAGUUAUGAAACUACAAUAAUUUAAGUACAUAUUUUUCUGUUUUUCGUUUGUUAGUACAGUAGUUGUAAAUUAAAAAUGCUGUGAUGUGUCACUGUUUUUGUGCAGAAAUGUGAAUACAUAGGAUUACUGUAGGCCUACUUUGUGGUAGUACACAAAAAUAAAGUUUCUGUCUCACGUGCGAUGAUGACUCACGGAGAAGCUUACAUAUUAUUGCUUAAAACCAUUGGUUUUUAUUUUAUUAAAAUCUAUUUAAUUUUUUUCAAAGCUGUAAUAUUUUCCAUUAAAUUAUAAUUGGUAUGUAUAUUUUGGUCUUUUUUCAGCACAAAAUCUAACAGAAUUUCUAUUUGGUUAGUUUAAAUCUAGCCUUGUAAAGUACAUUAUGUUCAUGAAAUCAAUAAAACCACCAUAUCCAUUUUGUAA
Anneissia japonica is the source of this 3317-nucleotide messenger RNA. RefSeq names its product endoplasmic reticulum-Golgi intermediate compartment protein 3-like. Gene Ontology annotation, cellular component: Golgi membrane; endoplasmic reticulum membrane; endoplasmic reticulum. Bases 132 to 1322 code for a protein of 396 amino acids. The record is from RefSeq and is a predicted model, not a curated record. The transcript is spliced from 11 exons. Gene Ontology annotation, biological process: endoplasmic reticulum to Golgi vesicle-mediated transport; retrograde vesicle-mediated transport, Golgi to endoplasmic reticulum. Lineage: Eukaryota; Metazoa; Echinodermata; Crinoidea; Comatulida; Comatulidae.